This is a messenger RNA of Closterium sp. Naga37s-1, 2775 nucleotides long. NCBI's taxonomy places the organism in Eukaryota, Viridiplantae, Streptophyta, Zygnematophyceae, Desmidiales, Closteriaceae. The record is from the annotation of a GenBank genome assembly.
AUGGCGCCGGGUUGCGUCCUCCAAGCCGCUCGUCGCGGCCCGUCGCACCCCCGCUUGCUUCUAACGUUCGUGUCGCUCCUCGCUCUGCUCCCCGCGGCUCGCUUCGGGUGCCACGCGUGGGGUCACGUCGGCCACGCGUUCACGUGCGCCAUCGCCCAGGCCUUGCUAACCGAUGAGGCAGCAGCAGCAGUGGCGGCGCUGCUGCCCCCCAUCGCCCAGGGAAGCCUUCCUGCCGUGUGCUCGUGGGCUGACGACAUUUUGCACGGCGAGCGGUGGGAAUGGUCCAUGCCUCUGCACUUCGCUGGUACCCCUGACUUCGCCUGCACAUACAAUGAACGCCGUGAUUGCAUCUUCGCCCAUCACCCUGGUCUGUGCGUUACCAACGCAUUCACCAACUACUCCUCGCAGCUCCUCACCUACUCACCCCAUCACCCAUCCGCCCAGCCCGAAUCCCCUUUCCGGCGUACCUUCCUUUCGUCCUCCCCCGGACCCCCUACUCCCCUCAAGCCUGAUGUUUUCCCCACCUCCCCUCACCGGCGGAGUCUUCUCCUCAGGGGGGUGGAUGAGACAGAUGCUGGGGUGCUGGGGAGGGGUGAGGAGGAGGGAGACGGUAAAGAGGUAGAAGCGGAGGAGGUAGAAGGGGAAGAGGUAGAAGAGGAAGAGGGAAGUGGGGAGGUGGGAGAAGGGGAAGAGGUAGAAGAGGAGGAGGGAAGUGGGGAGGUGGGAGAAGGGGAAGAGGUAGAAGAGGAAGAGGGAAGUGGGGAGGUGGGAGAAGGGGAAGAGGAGCUGGUGCAGGUGGUAAAGGGAGUGGUUGGAGACGGUGCUUGGAGUGCUGCUCAUGCCUCAACCUUUGCAGCUCCUGUUGGUGCUAGUGGUGGUGGUGCUGCUGCUGCUGCUUCCAGUGGUCGUGCUAGUGAGCAACAAGCAGCACUGGAUGCGGGGUCCAUAAGACACUACAACCUGACAGAGGCACUCAUGUUCCUCGCGCAUUUUGCAGGGGAUAUCCACCAGGUGAGGGCGAUAGCAGUGCACACAUGUGCAAAGGGCAAAGAGCGACAGGUGUGGGGUCUGUUAGGAGAUGGGGGGUCUAUCAGAGGCUACAACCUCACAAAGGUGCUGCUGAUGCUGGCGCACUUUGCAGGGGAUAUCUACCAGGUGAGCCUGCGCAUGGGAUUCACACCAACUCUGGGCGGCAUCAGGCCUCUGCACGUGAGAUUCACACCAACUCUGGGCGGCAACAGGUUGCGCCUGUCUAAAUCCCCCAGUCCCCCCGCCCUCAUACCUGGGCAGUACGUGACAUGCCCCCCAAUCCUCUCCCUUUCCCUCCCCCACCUCCAUGCCUCCACCCAUCUGUCCCACAUCCCGCUGCUGCAGCCGCUGCACGUGGGAUUCACAUCUGAUCUGGGCGGCAAAAAGGGUGGACGUGACAUGAGACUCCAAUUUCUCUCCCUCAUGCCUCUAUCCGUCUUCCUCAUAUUCCCUGCCUCAGCCAUCCACCGGCACUACAACGGCAGCAGCACCGCCAUGCUGCAUCACAUCGCCCACCAACUCGCCUCACACUGGCGCCCCCUCAUCCCUGCCUGGGCCUCCUGCCCUGGAGACGUUCUUUCUCGUGCUGCUGCUGCUGCUGCUGCUGUUGCUGCUAGUGCUUCUGCCGCUCGUCGCGGCCCGUCGCACCCCCGCUUGCUUGUAGCGUUCGUGUCGGUCCUCGCUGUGCUCUCCGCGGCUCGCAUCGGGCGCCACGCGUGGGGUCACGUCGGCCACGCGUUCACCUGCGCCAUCACGCAGGCAGCAGCAGCAGUGGCGGCGCUGCUCCCCCCCACAGCCAGGGGCAGCCUCCCUGCGGCUCUUCUGACCAACGAGGCAGCAGCAGCAGUGAAGGCGCUGCUUCCCCCCGUCGCUGAGGGCAGCCUCCCUGCCGUGUGCUCGUGGGCGGACGACAUUUUGCACAGCAAGGGCUGGGAAUGGUCCAUGCCUCUGCACUUCGCUGGUACCCCUGACUUCGCCUGCUCCUAUGAUGAACGCCGUGAGUUGUGCCUCUCCUACUCUUCCAUCCCACCUACUCUUUCAUCCCCAUCUCGUCCCCUUCACUCUCCUCCUACCCCUACAGGAGAUUGCACCUUUGCCCAUCACCCUGGUGUGUGUGUUGCAAACGCUAUCGUCAACUACACAUCCCAGCUCCUCACUUACUCUCCCCAUUCCUCCGCACAGCCCCAUUCCUCUCGCCAGCGUUCCAUCCCUCCAUCCUCCCUCAAACCCGCCACUCCCUUCAAGCCUGUCACUUUCCCCACCUCCCCUCACCGGCGCAGCCUUCUCAGGGGGGUAGGUGAGGCAGAAUCUGGGGUGCUGGGAAUGGGUGAGGAGGACGGAGAAGCGGAGGAGGGAGAAGGGGAAGAGGGAGAAGGGGAAGAGAGAGAAGGGGAAGUGGGAGAAGGGGAAGAGGAGAUGGUGCGGGUGGUAAGGGGAGUGGUACGGAAUAGUGCGAGGAGUGCUGCUCAUGCCUCGCUUGUUGCUGCAGCUGCGGCGGCUGCUGCUGCUUCUGGUGCUGGUGCUGCUGCUGGUGGUGCUGCUGCUGCUAGUGAGCAGCGAGCAGCACUGUGCGCGGGGUCCAUCAAACAUUACAACCUGACAGAGGCGCUCAUGUUGGGGACAUUCACCAGGGUGCAUGUGACGUGGUCUCCCAAUCCUCUCCCUCUCCCUCCCCCCCCUCCAUGCCUCCACCCAUCUGUCCCACGUGCCCCUGCUUCAGCCGCUGCACGUGGGAUUCACAUCUGA